Molecule: messenger RNA, 327 nt
Organism: Angiostrongylus costaricensis
Lineage: Eukaryota; Metazoa; Nematoda; Chromadorea; Rhabditida; Metastrongylidae
Source: the annotation of a GenBank genome assembly
GCGAGCCGUCCUGCAUCUGUAUCAACGACGUCGACAUCGAGAUCGAGAACGGCACAUACCGUGUCGGUUGAACCUCAUCGCACUUGGGGCAGAUCCUUCGUGAUUUCAGAUCCUUGUGAGUUAUUUAAAUGCGAGAAUAAUGGUGAAUGCAUACCGGACGUGACUCGUCCGUCCAAAUUCCGAUGCAAAUGCAGCAAAGAAUACGAAGGCGAACUCUGCGAAAAAUGUACGCGAGUUUUUUCUUUCAGGGACAAUUUUCGCUUAUCCUUUUCCUCAUUUACUUUUUAUUGUCUGCUUUUUCUCUUACUCUCUACUAGGCAACUAUGA